GAUGUCAACGGCUGCGUAUGAAUCUCGGGAAGCCCCAACCAUCUCCAAACUGGAAUCGGAGUGGAACUCCUGCAACGGAAAAGAGGGAAGAACAUCUGCUUCUUUUUCAUCAGUCCAUAAACACACAAUCAAUUAACCAUCAAUCCCUUCUUCCAGUUUCAAAAUUUGGGGGAGAAGAGGGUUGAGAAUAACCAUAACAACGGCGAAGAAGAAGCAAAAGGAAGGACAUGAAGAGGCAUCAUCGUAAUACAUCGUCUAUUUUUCCCACUUUAAUAGUAAUCUAUGGCAUGUUCUUCUUUAUUCAGUCGCUCACAGCAAGCGCAGCGGGAUCUCUCACCUCCUGCGACGACAUAUCUGUACCAGUAAUGAUUAAAAUUUGGGUGAAUGGUGUUGAAGGCCAAAAAUUAGAGGGUCAAAGUGCAACAUUUAGUGCAAAAAUUGCGGAAACAGCAGAUGGAGUUGCUAAACAGUCUGUUGUAGUACCAAAUCCCUCAAAUUGCUGUUCCAAUCUGUCCUCACAGUUAAAUGGGUAUACCGCGUUGGCCCCGCGUGGUGAUUGUGACUACCUGGUCAAAGCAAAAGUGGCACAGGCGGGAGGUGCAGCAGGCCUUGUGGUCAUAAGUGAUACUCAAGAUAUUGUGGAGAUGAGUUGCUCUGAAAAAAGUGGGUUGGACAUAAAUAUUCCUGUUGUUAUGAUCUCAAAGCUGGGAGGAGAUGCUUUGAAUAAAUCUCUAUCUGGUGGAGGCAAAGUGGAAGUUGUAGUAUAUGCACCAAAAAGCCCACUGAUUGACCCUGCAGCAGCAUUUUUAUGGUUGAUAGCAGUUGGAACAAUAGUCUGUGCUUCACUUUGGUCUGAUAUCACUAAAAUUAAUCACACCAAUGAACCCUACAACCAGCUCUCACCAAAGGUUGAGGAGGAGGAGGAGAACGAAAUUAUUGAGAUGAGCACAAUGAGCGCUGUAGUAUUUGUGAUUACAGCAUCAACCUUUUUGGUGCUGCUCUAUCUGUUUAUGUCAUCUUGGUUCAUCUGGCUGCUCAUUGUAUUUUUCUGCAUUGGAGCUGUUGAGGGGAUGCAUUCUUGUAUAGUGGCACUCUUAAAAAGCAAAUGUAGAAGUUGUGGACAAAAGGCAGUAAAUGUGCCAUUUUUUGGGACGACAACUGUCAUGUCCCUAUUGGUGCUUUUAUUUUGUAUGGCAUUUGCAAUUUUCUGGGUAUGGACUCGAAAGGAAUCGUAUUCUUGGGUCGGUCAAGACAUUUUGGGAAUCUGUUUGAUUAUAGCAGUGUUGCAGUUAGCACAACUACCCAAUAUUAAGGUUGCUACAGUGCUUCUUUGUUGUGCAUUUGCAUAUGACAUCUUCUGGGUUUUCAUAUCACCCAUUUUCUUCCAUGACAGCGUUAUGAUUUCGGUGGCUGCAGGUGAUAGCAGCAGUGGAGAAACUAUCCCUAUGGUUUUGAGGUUUCCACGAAUGUUUGAUCCUUGGGGAGGAUAUAGUAUAUUAGGUUUUGGGGAUAUUCUUUUUCCAGGCCUGCUUCUCUCAUUUACUGUUAGGUUUGACAAAGCAAAAAAGAAGACUUGGCAUGAUGGUUAUUUUCUAUGGUUGGCGAUUGGAUAUGCAUGUGGCCUGUUGCUAACGUACUUGGGAUUGUACCUGAUGAACGGACAUGGUCAACCUGCUCUGCUCUAUCUCGUUCCUUGUACAUUAGGAACUUGUAUCAUACUGGGCUUGGUGAGAGGUGAGCUAAAAGAACUUUGGAAUUAUAAUAAUAGUGCAAAUGAAUACAAGCAAACCCCUGGAGGAGAGGAACAAGCUUGAUAUCAUAUCUACUUGCACUCCGUGGAGAGACAAUCAACUUAUUAUCUAUUACAUACAUACCCCGUGUCUAUGCUUCAUCCACAUCCACAUCUUGUGUUUCGUUUUAUAGCAAUAUAUUAUAACAUGGAACUGUUUGUAGAUUUGUCCUUUUGGCUGUUUUGGAUCUAAUGUUCUUAGUUAUGCAGCAUCUUAUUCUUUGCUUUA
This is a messenger RNA of Lactuca sativa (garden lettuce), 2018 nucleotides long. RefSeq names its product signal peptide peptidase-like 3. Gene Ontology annotation, biological process: membrane protein proteolysis. Gene Ontology annotation, molecular function: aspartic endopeptidase activity, intramembrane cleaving. Gene Ontology annotation, cellular component: Golgi-associated vesicle membrane; lysosomal membrane; lumenal side of endoplasmic reticulum membrane. Lineage: Eukaryota; Viridiplantae; Streptophyta; Magnoliopsida; Asterales; Asteraceae. The record is from RefSeq and is a predicted model, not a curated record.